AUGUUCAAAGUUGAAGAUAAGAUCAGUGCUAUGUUCUUGGAGUCUGCAGAGCAGAGUUUACCUGACCCAAUAAAGAUCAACGCAGCCGAGCACCUACGCAGCCUAGCCACGACUUUUAGGAUAUACUUCCCCGAACCUGACCCUGACGAUGGUUGGAUUCGAAAUCCUUUCAGCUGUCAAGCAAUUGAACAAAUCCAAGGCCUCACAGAAGAAGAACAAGAUAAGCUUGUGGACUUGUCGAGUUGUGGUACGAUGAAGGACAUUUUUAAUGGCGAGAAAAUAGCAGAAUUCUGGGCAACAGCACGCAAGGAUUACAAAGAAUUUGGAGACAAGGCCAUGAAAAAAAUCCUUCCGUUUGCAACAACCUAUCAGUGUGAGCAAACAUUUUCUUCUAACAUUACAGAAAUAAUGGAUGCUAAGGUUAAAUUCAACGUAUCUCAUUAA
This is a messenger RNA of Diabrotica virgifera virgifera (western corn rootworm), 444 nucleotides long. Its product is annotated as zinc finger BED domain-containing protein 5-like. Bases 1 to 444 code for a protein of 147 amino acids. The record is from RefSeq and is a predicted model, not a curated record. NCBI's taxonomy places the organism in Eukaryota, Metazoa, Arthropoda, Insecta, Coleoptera, Chrysomelidae. The transcript has 2 exons.